AUGGAUAGCAGCUAUAUUGCGUGGAGAGUUGUUCAAGACACGUGGACAAAGCAGUAUCAAGCUCUAGGUCGUACUCCUUCUUUGGCAGUCCAAGCUUUCUUCGAUGCGCGAAAUCUAUUCAGUCGUGGUCAAACAAUUCUUCUCUACCAAGCCAAGGAGACAACAACGGGAGAAUACCAUGUGUGCAUUCCUUCAACAACGUGCGACAAUCUACGACAAACCUUGACCAAGCUCAUGCAACAACUUGAUCCACAACUUCCUGUACCCGAGUGGCCUUCAGCGACUUGUAGUUAUAUGGAUCCAAUCGAGUUCCCAGUCAGCGACCGUAAUGCUUUUCAACGUGUAUUCAAAAAGACCAAAAAAGCAAAUGCAACUGCAACCAAACUACGUGAAGCACAUGAUGCUUGGAGAUAUGCCGCUGAACUUGCACGAUCACCAGGGGAGUAUGUCUUAUGCAGCAUCGAUAUUGAAGCAUGGGAGCAGGAUCACAGCAUUUUACUUGAAAUUGGAUGGACGUUGUACGAUACCAGAACCGAUCGUUACAUGGAUCAGCAUUAUCUUAUCAGCAGUUAUCGUCAUUUAUCGAAUGGCCGCUAUGUCGAUGAUCAAAAGUUACGUUUCAACUUUGGCACAUCAGUGUGGUGCACCUUACCACAAGCCCUUGCAGAGCUCAAAAAGGAUCUGGAUUGGUGCGUCAAGCGUGAUGGUGGAUUUGUUCUUGUUGGCCAUGGUCUCGAUAGUGAUCUCAAGUAUCUGCGACAGGCCAAGUUCUUGUGGCCAGGGCGCCAUCCUGGUGUGGACGACACUCUUGAUAUCCAACAAAGUGCAUUGAUUACUAUCAUCAAUACGGAUGUUCUUUAUGGUGCGUCUGUUAACGAUCUACACAAUCCUCCUUCCCUUGGUAGAACACUAUCGUUAUUCGAGAUUGAUCAUUGGUGUCUACAUAAUGCUGGCAAUGACGCUCAUUAUACCAUGGUUUUACUCAAAGCAUUGGUUGACAAAUUGGAUGAUACCACAAGCUGA
Messenger RNA from Lichtheimia ornata, 1023 nucleotides. RefSeq lists its product as uncharacterized. The transcript has 3 exons. NCBI's taxonomy places the organism in Eukaryota, Fungi, Mucoromycota, Mucoromycetes, Mucorales, Lichtheimiaceae. Gene Ontology annotation, cellular component: nucleus. Bases 1 to 1023 code for a protein of 340 amino acids. The record is from RefSeq and is a predicted model, not a curated record. Gene Ontology annotation, molecular function: nucleic acid binding.